Symbiodinium pilosum is the source of this 855-nucleotide messenger RNA. Lineage: Eukaryota; Dinophyceae; Suessiales; Symbiodiniaceae. The record is from the annotation of a GenBank genome assembly.
AUGCGGCGCGUGUCAGUGCUCGGCUCCUGCUGGUUGGCCGUGGGAACUAGCUGCACCUGUGGAGAUACGAGGCAGCCUCUUCCCACACGAAGCGCCUGGCGUCUGGCCCAGCAAGCCGAGGUAGAGGCGCUCCUUGAUCAGCAUUGGGGCUUCAUGCGGACGGGUUACACAAUGAGUAUUGAAGAUGAUGAGAAGGUCCAGCAAGCCCAGAUGCGCAUCCGGAAGCACUCGGACUCUGAUCCGGCCUCGGCGCACGUCUACGGAGAGCUGACUGCGAACGGCGUGCGGCAGCUCUCCGCCUUCCUCGGUCUUGAUGAGGCCAAAGAUGCUUCCUUCGUCGAUUUAGGGGCUGGAGUCGGGAAGGUCGUGGCACAGAUCUUCCUGGAGAAUCCGAGGGUGCGACGGGUGCUCGGCGUGGAGCUAUCGCCAACUCGCGCGGAGAACGGCCGCGAGGCCCUGGCAGAGCUUCGAGCCGGGGAGAUGAUGGUGCUGCGCCAGCGUGCACUGCUGGGUGAUGCCUUGGAGGAUGCAGCACUUUCCGGUGAUCCCUGGGCCUCCACCGGUGAGGUGGAUUUCGUUGAGGGCGACAUGUUUCAAAUGGAUCUUGGUCAUGCAACGCAUGUCUACAUGGCCUCCACCUCCUGGUGUCCUUCAAUGUUGCGCGAGCUUGCAGGCAAGUUGCUGAAGGAGGCGACAUAUCUGCAGGCAGCAGCCUCCCUCAAGCGACUCCCUGAGGGCCUUGCUGGCUUCGAGGAGGUCGAGGCCCAGUUGCAGACGUCCUGGACCAAGAAGGACCCGGCCGGCUCCAAAGUGUACAUCUACCGUGCGGCUCAGCGAUGUGAUGCGCCAAAGUGA